AUGUUGUGCCUGGUCCCAGGGCCAGGACCAGGACCAGGGUACGCUCUAAUUGAUGUGAUGAGUAUAAGUCUUGGUUUAGGAAUGAAGUCAAUUCUAGCCUACGCUUCCGGCUUCCCACCACAGCAAGGCUUACCAUCACAGCUAGGCCACCUAGUCCCAAGUAACCAACCACUGCAAGUCUACCCACUACAGCCAGGCUACCCUCCACCCCAAGGCCAGGCCCCUGGCUAUGCCCCACAGCCUAGCUACCCACCUCAGCAAGGCUACGCCCCUCAACCCGGCAACGCCCCUCAGCCCGACUACCCUAAUGCCCAGCCCAGAUACGCACCCCAGCCAGGAUGCGCCCCUCAGCCCGACUACCCUGCUGCCCAGCCCAGAUACGCACCCCAGCCAGGAUGCGCCCCUCAGCCCGGAAACACUGCUAUUCAACCGAUUUACGCAUUGUAUUAG
This is a messenger RNA of Strongylocentrotus purpuratus (purple sea urchin), 450 nucleotides long. Its product is annotated as annexin A7-like. The transcript has 3 exons. NCBI's taxonomy places the organism in Eukaryota, Metazoa, Echinodermata, Echinoidea, Camarodonta, Strongylocentrotidae. The record is from RefSeq and is a predicted model, not a curated record. Bases 1 to 450 code for a protein of 149 amino acids.